Messenger RNA from Bathycoccus prasinos, 507 nucleotides. RefSeq lists its product with no specific name. The record is from RefSeq and is a predicted model, not a curated record. Lineage: Eukaryota; Viridiplantae; Chlorophyta; Mamiellophyceae; Mamiellales; Bathycoccaceae. Bases 1 to 507 code for a protein of 168 amino acids. The transcript has a single exon.
AUGGCGGCAACAUCAAAAGAAGAAGUGAAAACAAUUGGGAACAGCAAGUUUAGCUCUAAACUGAAGGGUUUAAAAUUCAUGCAGCGAGCGCAGGAGAAGAAAACGAGCGACGACGAGAAAGCAACAACAACAACGACAUCAUUAACCACGGCGAGAACAACGACAGCAACAACAACAACGAAAGCAACAACUUUAAGUAACAACAAGAACGACGACGAGCACUGGACGUACGAGAAUCCAGAGGAGUACGAACGCGCUCGCAAGCAAAAAGCUUUGCAAGAGCAGCUCGCCUCUGUGCGAGAGAAGAAGAAAACAUCGAACACGCAGUGGGUAUUCGGUCGUCGAAGUUUCGGCGGCUUCAACAAAGCCAUUGAAGCCAUGGCGAGAGAGCAGCAAGAGAGAACGAGGAAGGCGAAAUUAGCGAUUCGCGACGCUCGAAUAAGUAAAGUAGACAAGAAGAAUACGAAAAAAAAGACGACGAUUCAGACGACGAAGAGGAAGAAAUAG